AACUCUUGCCACAGACAGAAGCAUAACAAAAAAGGGGCGACCAACAACUAACAAAAAUACAACAGCAGUUUUUGGGGUGAGAGAACAAGCCCAACCAAAGAGCGAACUGUCAGAAUGGACAAAAGCAGGCAUGAAUGAAGUUGAGCAUAGAGAGCGAACGCAUGCUACAGGGCUGCUCGGCUGGUUGUACAAUAUGCUUGACUGCAGCUGCGGAAGAGAAUGAGCAUAAAAUUAUCGAUUUUGUCGAAACGAAACAUAAAACGAGAGAGGGCAGAUCCAGACAGCCGAAAACAUCAUCAGGCAACUAGACCAGGCAAGAUAUUCUGAAUCCUAACGCCGUAUAGUGAGAGAGAAGCAUCAUCCGAAGUACAAUGUUAUUGCGCUCCUCGCCAUCGUCGUUGUCGUCGUCGUCGCCUACUGCGGAUUUUGUGUGAUAUUCAAAAUGUCUACCCCUGCGGAGGACAGAUAGAACAGGGAAAAACUAGCCUUUCUGAAUGGUCGGUGUCGUUGAAUUGCCCUGCCCAAACUUCCGGUGCAUUGUGGAACGCAGAGGAUGGUUUGAAGCCCGUUUCAAGACGAUCCAACAGAAGUGAAACAGUGAGGCGUUAAGCAAUCCGGAUUUCACGGGAACCGCUUCCGCCGCGUCCUCCGUCGUUGUCGUGUCGUUUUUGCGUGUGUUCUGUGAAUUUUUGGUUUUUUACUGUGUACCAUGUGCGUGUGUCCAAAAAUCUUGGUUGACCAGACCCUGGGAUCGGUGUGAAGUUCAUCUAAAAUAUAGAAAAGGAUAGUUCCACAAAGGGAAAGGUCAUUGAAUGCUGUAAAAAUGGGAACCACAAGAGGCAGAGCCUACUUUUAUGAGGAAAUUGUGUAAAAAGUUUCCUUUGAGAACGUUUGUCCACGGAAUUCCGGAUUACAAGUCGCUUGCAAUUUGGUGCAUUGCUCUCAAAUCAGUUCUGUGUGUGCAUCUUACGAUAGUGAUCGAAUGAAAUGAUGGUGCAUUAUAGGUGUCCUGUAACAUAAUCCGGCUAGAAGUUUAGCCGCAGUCGUUCCAAUUGGCAUUUGAUGCAAUCAAGUUCUACCAAAAAUCAGUGAUAGUGGCAGUGGUUUUUCCAAAAAUCGAAUAAGAAUCUCAUGUGAGUGAAGCUUAAUAGCCGUAGCCAAGAAAGCAUGUAAAUAUUCCAAGAAGCGAAAGCAAAAAUAAAAAAUCAAUAUUUACUACAUCAAAAUCUGUGAGGAGCGACACGAGAGUAACAACGAGAAGAAGGAAGCAAAAAAGGAGAAGAGAUCGAGAGGGCCGUGUCAAAGACGAGUGAGAAAUACGCAACCGACAAAACAGAGAAGAUCGAGUGCAUGGAGGAAGAAUCGAAUGAAUAGCGAAGACGGAGGGAAACAAACAGGCGUGGGUUGAUAAGAGGAGGGCUAUUUCUGCCGAACCGAAGAAGAGAUUGAGAGUGUGUGGAGAAGGAAGGAAUGCGACAAAAGUUCUGUGAUUAAUGAUAGUGAAAGCAGAAUCAGAUCACAAAGAGAAAAUAAUCCAGAGCCCAGAAGCAAGUUCUGAAUUUGUGGUCGCCGCUAGCCACGCACUUACCUAUAAGUGAAGUUUGUUGGAAUUUCAAAUUCGCGGUGAAGGUUCGGUUCUGUGCUCAAUGAAAGUCAUCAGUGCAUUUGUGAGUGUCAUGCAGUCGGUGCAAAAUUUCAAUUGAUUUGUGAGAUUGUUCCGUAAUUGGUCGUCCAGUACGCAGCGGUGAGAAGCUGUCGACCGGACAAGUUUUUAAUCCCUCCUGACAUUAGAUGUGUGUGAGCGGUAAAGUGACGGCAUGAGAUAACGCAGCGGAAGCUUAAUCCAACGAGAUUUAUUGAUUACUGAAAGUCGGGAGAUCAGAAAGAUUACAUUGUGUAUCAUUCCAGUAGUUACAACCUGACGAGCAGCAUUCCUGCAUCCUUUAGGAUUCAUCUAAAGAUCGUCAGUUUCAAGUGCUCCUAAUUGUGUUCCGUUGAAAAUUGAAUCCAAUAAUAAUCUCCAUAAAAAGAUCGACUCGAACAGUCAUCGUGUGUAGGAAACCGUAAACUUUGACACAGUGCUUCGUCGAUCCAGAAAGAAUCCCGGCUAUAAAACCGUGAAGUGGUCAAUUCCGUCUAGGUGUGAAACCGUACCCGAAGAAGAAUUCAAACAAUGACGUGCUAAUUGUACGGUAUGUGGUGGAUCAUAAAGUGAAGUGUGAAAAUCGUUGUGAAUUCGUGGGGCAUCCCUUACAACACCCGCCCCCACGUGCACGCAAAGGUGCUAAUUCGGAAAGGUCCAAAAGGGUGCACCGCUCGUACUCUCCGGGAAGAAGCGUUUUGUGCGAGCCUUCACCAUGCUGUCGUCGGAGAGGUGCCAUCGGCGGCUGCUAUUUGGGCAGACCGUUGCAUUCGUUGUUGUAACCGUGUUUGUUGUUGGAAACUUAUGUGCCUGGCAGGAAAACGUCCGACCGAAGCUCUACGUAUCAUUAGCCGACGAGGAAUACCUGAGGUUUCAGGGAAACGAAUCGAUGAUCGACUACUUCAAGCUGGUUCUGCGGGAUGCCACCAGCAAUAGCCUUUUAGUGGGAGCAAGAAACAUUGUGUACAAUCUCAGCAUAUACGAUCUAAGCGAGCAGACCCGGUUAGUGUGGUACUCAUCGGAGGAUGACAUCAAGAUGUGUGUGAUGAAGGGGAAAGACGAGGAUCUGUGCCAAAAUUAUAUUCGCGUACUGGCACUUCCCACACCUGGGACGUUGCUCGGCUGUGGCACCAAUGCGUUCCGUCCGAUGUGCCGGAUGUACGGAAUCAACGGAAACAGCUACUCAAUUGAAUCGGAGAAACCCGGUCAAGCCGUGUGUCCCUACGAUCCGGCCCACAACUCGACGGCUGUUUUUGUCGAUAACGAACUCUAUUCCGGAACGGUGGCUGACUUCAGCGGUCUUGACCCAAUUAUCUACCGGGAACCAUUGCAGACCGAGCAGUACGACAGUUUGAGCCUCAACGCACCCAACUUCGUCGGAUCGUUCACGCAGGGCGACUUUGUCUACUUCUUCUUCCGCGAGACGGCCGUCGAAUUCAUCAACUGCGGAAAGGCCGUCGUCAGCAGAGUGGCACGAGUUUGCAAAUGGGAUAAAGGUGGGCCCCAUCGGUACAAAAAUCGGUGGACGACCUAUCUGAAGUCGCGGCUGAACUGCUCUAUGCCGGGCGAUUUUCCCUUCUAUUUCGAUGAAAUCCAAUCAACUAGCAGCCUGGUCGAAGGACGUUACGGCAACGGAAACUCCAAGCUAAUCUACUCCGUUUUCUCGACAUCAACCAAUGCGAUAGCAGGAUCGGCGAUAUGCGCAUUCUCGUUACAGGAUAUCGCCGACACGUUUGAAGGCAACUUCAAGGAGCAGAGUGGAUUAAACUCUAAUUGGCUACCUGUUAACCCAUCGAAGGUACCGGAUCCACGUCCUGGCUCGUGUCACAACGAUUCACGAACCCUGCCGGAUCUAACACUCAACUUCAAAAAGACACAUUCGCUGAUGGAUGAAAAUGUGCCAACGUUUUUCGGUUCACCGAUUUUGACCCGAGUCAGCACGGUCUAUCGAUUCACCGCCAUCGCCGUCGAUCCGCAAAUUAAAACUCCCGGCGGGAAAACCUACGAUGUGAUAUUCGUCGGAACAGACCACGGAAAAAUCAUCAAAACGGUGAAUGCAGAAUCAGCCGACUCCAACAAGAAGGUCACCUCGGUUGUCAUCGAGGAGAUCGAUGCUCUUCCAACUAGUGAACCGGUGCGGAGCUUGGAAAUCGUUAGAACCAUGCAAUACGACACGCCAAAGGACGGAAGUUAUGAUGAUGGAAAAUUAAUUAUAGUCACCGAUACAACCGUGAUAGCGAUUAAAUUACACCGCUGCAGCAGUGAAAAGAUAACCAGUUGCAGUGAGUGCGUGGCGCUGCAGGAUCCGUACUGUGCCUGGGACAAAAUUGCGGGCAAAUGCCGAUCACAUGGGGCUCCCCGGUGGUCGGAAGAGAACUACUUCUACCAGAGUGUUGCCACCGGAGAUCACGCUGCCUGUCCGUCCGGGAAGAUGCCCAAGGAUGGCAACGCGGAGAAGCAAGGUUACAGAGGUGACAUUGAUUACGAUCCUCAAAGACCCAGCAAAGAUCAACCCGGCAACGACAUGAUCAGCAUAAUGCAGGAUAAGAGCGGCUACGACGAUAAGGGACCGCAAAUAACUCCAGAUCUGAUAAAUGCUCAAUACACGGUGGAAACGCUGGUCAUGGCUGUGCUAGCUGGUGCCAUUUUCGCCCUGUUGGUGGGAUUCAUCACCGGUUACUUCUGCGGCCGGAGAUGCCACAAGGAUGAGGACGACAACCUGCCAUAUCCUGAUACGGAAUAUGAGUACUUCGAACAGCGACAGAACGUUAAUCGGAUACAAACCGAACCGAAGCUCCUUCCACAGGUCGAAGAAGUGACCUACGCUGAACCCGUACUAUUACCUCAGCCAUCUAGUCAGAAUAAGAUGCAGCAUUCGCCAAAAAAUACGUUAAGGAAACCGAUGGGUCACCACCACGGUGUCAACUCGGAAACUCUUUUCCAGUUCCAGCCAGAUGGCUAUAGCGCUCGGGACAACUACCGGGGUCGCGACAACUUUGGUACCCUCCGAUCCCACCAAGGUGAUAAUUAUCGUCGCGGUGACGGAUUCUCAACAACGAGAAGCGUGAAAAAAGUGUAUCUCUGAGACGGGAACGGGGCGGCUGAGACCAGCCAGGGACUGAUCAAUCAAAAUAUGGUCCUUAAUAACAACACUCGUAACAGAAGUCUCGGCCGAAUGAAAAGGCAGCCGCCCCGGCAUGGCAUAGUAACGCAACAUCGUUCCGAUAGUCCACAGAAUUCCAGUUCCGGAUCUUCCCCAGUCAUGUCCAACAGUAGUUCUAGUCCGGCGCCUCCCUCGAGCAGUCCUAGUCCACAAGAGAGCCCAAAAAACUGUAGUUAUAUUUAUAGAGAUUGAUUAUUAAAUAAACCCCCGCCACCACUGCGACCCCCGCAUCAUCAUCAAAGCAGAAGCAGCAGAAGCAGCUACAACAGACCCGUCGCCCCAUUCCAGCACGAAGAUAGCGAAGAGGCAUCAACAGCAGCGGCAGCAGCGAUGACAACGGUUAUUCUACGCAACAGAAACAGCCACAGCAGUGACACCAACAACAGAAAACUGAAUCGUCUUUCAACUUCGUCCUCACUUUCGAUCAUUACACCACCCACAACUCCAAAACGUCCGGUCGGAGGUCGCCUCAAAAUGGCGCUUAGCCUCUCGUUGGCACACAAUUUCAACCAAAAGCUGGCCAACCUCAACGAUAAAUGGAACGACUUCAGCUUCAUGCUGAAAAGCAAUACGGUCAAGAGCACAACGCGAAACGAUUCGUACCACUCGAUUGAAUCGGCCGUAACCUGUACAGCUGCAGAUCUGGAGGCCGGUAAUCUGAGUGGCGGCGGACGUUUCGACGAAGAGGAGCAGGAGCGAAGAAGACGACGUCACAAGAAGGGAGAUGGCAGUGGCAAUAGUGGGCUAUGGAACAGUGGCGGCAGCAGACAGUCGCAGCAGAAACCUUACGAGCGACACAGAACAAGCAGAAUGUCACCGCGCCGCAACAGUGCCAGCGGGGACCCCAAGGAGUUCGACAUGUUAGUACUCAAAACUACGGAAAAUUUAGAGGAUAAUGAAAGUUUUUAAACACAUGGCUUCCAUUGCGGUUCAGUUGAUUUUGGCUUUUGCUGAAGCUUUUGCUGCGCAUUUCUUUGUGUCGUUGCAGCAAAUAUAUUGACCGGUUGGUCUAAAACAGGCACAAACGACAACCUCAAGCGAUGAGAAACCAGAGUCACAACAAUGGGAAUGCUUAUCAUAAAAAAAAACUAGGAGAGAUAAUUUAAUCGCUUUCAUUCACUAUUAACCAACCAUUAAGCAACAAUUAGGGUAUAUGCAUCCGCCUAAGUUUAGAGCAUUUAAAAAGCUACGCAAAAAGACACGCAUCCAUAACAACUGAUGUUAAAAAACGGAAAGAUCUGGUGGGAGUAACGCAGAAUACUCGGGUGUACAUACGAUAUACAGUGCAUAUAUAUUAUAAUCUUCAAACUAUUAGGGAUUUUUGCAUCAGAAAUAGUCUUGCAGUGUGUUACGAGUUACACUGCGUGUUGUAAUUGCUGAAUAAGCAGAACACUAUAUAGAAACACAUUUUGCUGCAGUAUUAAAAAAGAGAACAUAAUCUUAUACAAAUAGGGAAGAAAACCAAAACGAGUUCGAUGAGAAGCCGUGCCGCCGUGAACGAGCCAAAUCCUCAAACGCUGAGUAGGUAUGCUUCAUCACAGUAAGUACAUUAAACGUCAUCAUCUCAUUUAGAGUUACUUUUGAUUUCGUCCGAUUUCGUCAAACUCCUCCGUUCAUGCCAAACCGUAACGAAUACUGAUUUCAUUGUAAAAAGAGUAAAAAUCUCUUUUGGGUCGUGGAUCAUAGAACAUUUACAUUGGUGUCACAUUCUUAAUGGAGUCACCUGUGAGUUAUAAUCUUCAGAAGCACUAUAAAUUUUAAUUGAUGAUUGAAUUCUUUUCAAAUUCUUGCAGUCUCAGACACACAUAUUCGUUUACUAAAUAUGCACAUUUCCACGAUUUGGACUCCUUUAUAGUCAGUUUUGUGCGACCUUAAGUCUGUUGAAAUCUUGUUUUGACCAACACGUUUUUCGUGAUAUCAAAUAAUUGUUCAUGAUUCACCAUCCCAAAAAGUUUAUAUAUCCUAAUACUCUCACGAUAACAAAUUUCAUGCUGAUUUAUACAUUUUGUGGCAAAAGUGAUGCCGAGCAAUUAUUUAGAUAUUAGGCCAGGGACUAGGACAUUAUUCAAUCCGAACCAAUUUCAUGAAAAAAAGUCGAUCUGAACAUUAGUUAAUAUUUUUUCAAAUGUUAUGUUUGGUUGUUACAUUAGUUUCUUAGUUCUGCGAACAAAAAUACUGGGAGAUGAUUUUUAUUUCUACCUUAAGUGAAUUCCUUCUGAUAAGAGAGAUCGUUUAGUCUGAUUUAUGGCUUCAAAUUGUGCACCAGUCGGAGUAUGUAAAAUAUGUAUCGAAAAGAAAUGAAUUGCUGGCAACGUGCAAGAGUGAAUUUAGUUUAUCGAAUUUUUCUAGGCACUUUUGGUUUUGUAAUGGUUUUAAUUUUUACUUUGUUUGGUUAUUCAGCGCAGACUGUGUCAAACCGUAGUAAUAGGUAUAAUUUUCGAUUCAAUAUAUUUAUUUUUAUAUA
Molecule: messenger RNA, 7269 nt
Organism: Aedes aegypti (yellow fever mosquito)
Lineage: Eukaryota; Metazoa; Arthropoda; Insecta; Diptera; Culicidae
Gene: Sema1a
Product: semaphorin-1A
Exons: 22
Coding region: 2358-4727 (789 amino acids)
Biological process (GO): positive regulation of cell migration; negative chemotaxis; negative regulation of axon extension involved in axon guidance
Molecular function (GO): chemorepellent activity; semaphorin receptor binding
Source: RefSeq, a predicted model, not a curated record